CACAAGGGGGAUUGAUGAGGUAUGGAAGUGGGACCGACACACUGUGUCCAGAAUCAUCAUCCUCUACCUCCUUUUUUUAUUUUAUUUUUUUGGUUUUCUUACUGUCUCUCAACUCCAAAAACUCAACCAAAACCAUUUCUUCUUUUACUUUCCAGCACUUCUUCUUCUUCUUCCUUAAUAUCUCUCUAUCAAUCAACUGAGGAUCAAAGCUAACUUAAGUGUAAAUUUCCUUUUAAUUCCAAUCUUAAAUCCCCAAAACCUCGCAUUCUAAAUGUCACACCGAUCCCUAGAUUCCCGCCAUUCAAUUGACUCUUGCACUUUCCAGCUCCACUCCUGGAGACCAUUCCAUCUCCAAACCCUAGACUCUGACCCACCAAAACCUUACUCCUCCACCACUAAACGCCCUUGUCUCUCCGAUCGCACCACCUCCUUUCCCAUCGAUUCUAUCGACAUUUCCAAACUCUCUAUCAUCGACGACGACAAGCCGAUUUCCGUCUCCGCCGCGACUGCCUACAACAGUCGCGGCAGCUUACGUCUUAUCGCCCGUAAACGCCGGCGUCGGGGGUCCCGCUCGGUGUCCGGUAGGAGCUCCGAUCGAAGUGGGACCCGACGGUGUUGCUCUGUCGGAGCUCAUGGAACUUGCUCUGAUUUCCCAGUGGCGGUUGGGACCGAUUCUAGCGGCGAGCUUUUCGGAAAUGGGGACAGUAAUUGGGGGUCAGAUGUGAGUGAAGCGAAGAAUUCAAUAAAGAGGGAAAAGGAUAGGGAAAGAGAAGAGAAGGAGAAUAUGGGGUACGGACAGUUUGGUACUUUUGAAAAUCAAGGGAAUGAGUCCGGGUAUGGGAGUGAACCUGGUUAUAGAGGGGAUGCGGAGUUUGGGUAUGAAGAUGAGAUUGAUGAAGAGGAAGAUGAUGCUAAAUUGUUGUUUUGGGGUGAUCAUUUUGGAGGUCCUAAAAUGGAGAUGGUUGGGGAGAACUCAUUCUCCGAUCAGAAGUCCCAUCACAGAUGCCGCCGGAAGAAGCAUGAUAACAGGAUGCUGGAUUCAGUGAGAUAAGUAAUAGCAGUAUACAAUUUGUGUCGCCCAGUUAUAGAGAUUUGCAACUCAAACAUUCAGAGGGAUGUGCUGUACAUCGAACAACAAAUUUAUUAAAGAAAAUGGUAUUAAAAAUGUAAAACUGAUGCAGUUGUUUGUUUUGUGA
Molecule: messenger RNA, 1196 nt
Organism: Ricinus communis (castor bean)
Lineage: Eukaryota; Viridiplantae; Streptophyta; Magnoliopsida; Malpighiales; Euphorbiaceae
Exons: 2
Coding region: 272-1051 (259 amino acids)
Source: RefSeq, a predicted model, not a curated record